AUCAUCGCUGACCGCCAAUCUCGAGGACGCAUCAGGGCCUUCCUCUUGGCCGGUCGUCUCACCGGUAAGCUUGUUCAGGGAACAAACGUGUGAUUGGGGUUCACCAGAAGGUCCUCAACAGUCAGGAAAUUACCUUUCAACUAUGUCAAAUGCUGACCCGGUACCUCCAAUUGAAUCAUCGUCCAAUACGGCUUCUCACCUUCUAUCGAACGCUCAUUCUUUGGAGUCCAAAUCACCCUUUCUAUCUGGGCCCCCGUCAGAUUCCGAUAAUGAUUUGAACGAGCAGGAUGAUCUCGGCAUGUUCGUGUCCACUGGACAUGCUCUCAAGAAACGACGGCGUGACUCAUGAUGCAGGAUGUACGAGUCACUAUCUAUAGAUGGGAGCAAUUUCUGUCCUUAUACGCAACCCAGAUGUAAAUAGUGUCGUAGCGGAGGAUAAUGAUACAAACAUAACUUC
Heterobasidion irregulare TC 32-1 is the source of this 457-nucleotide messenger RNA. RefSeq lists its product as uncharacterized. The coding region runs from base 143 to 349 and encodes 68 amino acids. NCBI's taxonomy places the organism in Eukaryota, Fungi, Basidiomycota, Agaricomycetes, Russulales, Bondarzewiaceae. The record is from RefSeq and is a predicted model, not a curated record. The transcript has a single exon.